AUGGCUGCCAACCCCACAAACUCUUCUCAAAACACAUCCCAAUUCAUCAAAUUAUCUGAAACCAAUUAUCUUAAAUGGACUCGUCAAAUUCGUUCAUACCUCAAUGGUGCAGGCCUUUGGGGCUAUGUUGACGGCUCCAUCCCUGCGCCCUCCCUCACCACCGAGACCACUGCAACUGAAACUGUUCCAGCCAAGACCAUUCCCAAUCCCGAGUAUGUCAAAUGGUUCACCAAAGAUCAACAGAUCUUCAAUAUCAUGAUUACCUCGUUGACCGACAACGUUUCUGAUCUUACUGUUGGUUAUGACACCUCUAAAGAGGUUUGGGACUGCUUGGCUCGCCAUUUUUCCCAGAAAUCCAAUGCUAGCGCCUCCAGUCUCAAAUUGCAACUCCUUGAGCUCUAA
Messenger RNA from Fragaria vesca subsp. vesca, 402 nucleotides. RefSeq lists its product as uncharacterized. The transcript has a single exon. The record is from RefSeq and is a predicted model, not a curated record. NCBI's taxonomy places the organism in Eukaryota, Viridiplantae, Streptophyta, Magnoliopsida, Rosales, Rosaceae. The coding region runs from base 1 to 402 and encodes 133 amino acids.